ACUCCACCCAUUUUGAAAUUGGGCCUCGUUUCCUGCUCCGUCGGGCCUGCGCUCAGCCUCGUCUUCCUCGCAUUCCGUCACCUCCGCCUGCCCUGCAUCGAAACAUCGAUCCCACUCCUCGCAUCCUGCUCUUGCCUUCGUCACCUUGUGCUCUCGAAUCUCGUACCCCGUUUUUUGGUUCGAAAUUGCAGUUGAAGAUCGCGUGUAUAUUGGUAUCUGCUUGUGGGAGUGGGAGUGGAAGUGUGCUCACACCCUUGAGCCAGAAGUGAGAGAAACUCGGUACAAUGCCCCAGAUCCAGUACUCGGAGAAGUACUUCGACGAUACCUACGAGUAUCGGCAUGUCGUGCUUCCCCCCGACAUUGCCAAAUUGCUGCCCAAAAACCGACUCCUGUCUGAGGCCGAAUGGCGUGGUAUCGGAGUGCAGCAGUCACGUGGGUGGGUUCACUACGCAAUUCACCGCCCUGAGCCACACAUUAUGCUCUUCCGUAGACCCCUGAAUUACGGUCAACCUCAGCAAGCUGCCGCUGUGCAGCAACAACCCACAGGCAUGAAAGCUUAAUCAUCCUAUCAAUUGAUUCCAGGAAUUGAACAUCAUGUGCUCAUGAUGUUGUAUGGCCAGUGCUCUCAGUUUUUUGGUCACUAUGUGAUGUUGGAUAGUUGGUCCUUAAGUAGUGACAGCUCUUCGUACUGUACAAGAUUUGUCGGGAAGUAGCCAUGUUAAUUAGUGAAUGAGCAUCACUGAGGAGUCUCUCGUGAGCUGAUUGGUAUUCUCUGAAGGUGGAAGCGAGCGGGUGAUAGAAAACUCUUAUGACUUGCUUUCCUACAAAUAUUGUGAUACAAUUCUUUUGAUGCGCUCCUCGUCAAUCUUAAGCACGUAGGAGACUUCACCAUCUGCUACUGCAACGGAAGCAUUGUCCAUAAAUGCACCAUGAAGUUUCAUUGGUUAGGCAAACUCCUAUCGAUCCUUCGGCUUG
Molecule: messenger RNA, 975 nt
Organism: Physcomitrium patens
Lineage: Eukaryota; Viridiplantae; Streptophyta; Bryopsida; Funariales; Funariaceae
Product: cyclin-dependent kinases regulatory subunit 2
Molecular function (GO): cyclin-dependent protein serine/threonine kinase regulator activity
Source: RefSeq, a predicted model, not a curated record